This is a messenger RNA of Gracilinanus agilis (Agile Gracile Mouse Opossum), 2502 nucleotides long. It is a transcript of the gene CTNNA3, whose product is annotated as catenin alpha 3. The record is from RefSeq and is a predicted model, not a curated record. The transcript is spliced from 17 exons. The coding region runs from base 1 to 2502 and encodes 833 amino acids. Gene Ontology annotation, biological process: cell migration; cell-cell adhesion. Gene Ontology annotation, molecular function: beta-catenin binding; cadherin binding; actin filament binding. Gene Ontology annotation, cellular component: adherens junction; fascia adherens. Lineage: Eukaryota; Metazoa; Chordata; Mammalia; Didelphimorphia; Didelphidae.
AUGUCAGCUGAGACACCAAUCCAACUGAAAAUGAAUCCUCAGGACCUUCAGAUUCAGACACAUACAGUGGAGAAGCUACUAGAACCCCUUAUAAUCCAGAUCUUUGGUGAAGCUCUGAGGGUAUCAGCUGAAACAUUUACAGAUGAUCCUUGUUUUCUGCCUAAGAGGGAGGCUGUGGUUCAGGCUGCCCGUGCCUUGUUGGCAGCUGUCACCAGGCUACUUAUCUUGGCUGACAUGAUUGAUGUCAUGUACCUCUUGCAACAUGUGUCUGCUUUUCAGAGGACAUUUGAGUCCCUUAAAAAUGCAUCCAGCAAAUCUGACUUGCAGAAGAACUACCAGAAACUUGGCAAGGAGUUAGAAAAUCUGGAUUAUUUGGCCUACAAACGCCAGCAGGACUUAAAAUCUCCAGCCCAGAGGGAUGAGAUUGCAGGGGCCCGGGCCUCAUUGAAGGAAAAUUCUCCUCUCUUGCAUUCGAUUUGUUCGGCAUGCCUGGAGCAUGAUGAUGUGGCCUCUCUCCAAGCCAGCAAGGAUACGGUUUGUGAUGAGAUCCAGAAUGCCCUUGAUGUGAUUUCUAAUGCAUCACAAGGAAUCCAAAGCCCAAAGACUGAGCUAGAACCUCCGUCAGCCACACUGGGAAGUGCAUUGGAUGAACUUGAGAAUUUAGUAAUCUUGGAUCCACUCACAGUAAGUGAUGAGAAAAUCCGUCCCUCUCUUGAGAAACGCUUAGAGGCCAUCAUCAGUGGGGCAGCAUUGUUGGCUGAUUCUUCAUGCACAAGGGACUUCCACCGGGAAAGAAUCAUCACUGAGUGUAACUCCAUUCGACAGGCUCUCCAGGACUUGCUCUCAGAAUAUAUGGACAAUGCUGGGAAGAAGGAAAGGAGUAAUACCCUGAAUAUUGCAAUAGAUAACAUGUGCAAAAAGACCAGAGACCUGCGUAGACAGCUCCGUAAGGCCAUUAUUGACCAUGUAUCAGACUCUUUCUUGGACACAACAGUCCCACUUCUUGUUCUCAUUGAAGCAGCCAAGAAUGGAAGGGAAAAGGAAAUGAAAGAAUAUGCUGCUAUAUUCCGUGAGCACACCAACAGACUUCUGGAGGUGGCUAACCUUGCUUGUUCCCUGUCUGCAAAUGAAGAUGGAAUUAAAAUUGUCAAGACAGCAGCCAGUCAUAUGGAAACAUUGUGCCCACAGGUUAUCAAUGCAGCCCUUGCUCUUGCUGCUCGACCAAAAAGCCAGGUGGUAAAAUCCAAUAUGGACAUGUAUAAACGCUUAUGGGAGAAUCAUAUCCACGUCCUCACUGAAGCUGUAGAUGACAUUACAAGUAUUGAUGACUUCCUUGCUGUAUCUGAAAGCCAUAUCCUAGAGGAUGUCAACAAGUGUAUCAUUGCUUUAAGAGACCAGGAUAUCGACAAUUUAGACCGUGCUGCUGGUGCAAUCAAAGGACGGGCUGCAAGGGUUGCCCACAUUGUUACUGGAGAAAUGGACAGUUAUGAGCCUGGGGCUUACACUGAAGGAGUGCUGAGGAAUGUUAACUACCUUACCAAUACUGCAAUCCCAGAGUUUGUCAUCCAUGUCAACAUUGCUUUGGAAGCCCUCAGCACAAACUCUAUGCACCAGUUUGAUGAUAGUCAGUUUGUGGAUGCCUCCAAAAAAGUCUAUGAUUCCAUCCAUGACAUCCGCUGUGCCGUCAUGAUGAUCAGGACUCCUGAGGAGCUGGAAGAUAUUUCAGAUCUGGAAGAAGACCAUGAUGUUCGCAGUCAUACAAGCAUUCAGACAGAAGGGAAGACAGAUCGGGCUAAAAUGACUCAACUGCCUGAGGCUGAAAAGGAAAAGAUAGCUGAGCAAGUAGCUGAUUUCAAGAAAGUCAAGAGCAAGCUUGAUGCUGAGAUUGAGAUCUGGGAUGAUACUAGUAAUGACAUCAUUGUCCUAGCAAAGAAGAUGUGCAUGAUUAUGAUGGAGAUGACAGACUUCACCAGGGGCAGAGGCCCAUUGAAGCAUACGACUGAUGUGAUUUAUGCAGCCAAAAUGAUAUCCGAAUCAGGCUCAAGGAUGGAUGUCCUUGCGCGGCAGAUCGCCAAACAAUGCCCUGACCCAUCCUGCAAACAGGAUUUAUUGGCUUAUCUGGAACAAAUCAAAUUCUAUUCUCACCAGCUCAAAAUAUGCAGUCAAGUCAAAGCUGAAAUCCAGAAUUUGGGAGGAGAACUCAUCAUGUCUGCUUUGGACAGUGUCACCUCACUAAUCCAGGCUGCCAAGAACUUAAUGAAUGCUGUUGUCCAUACUGUGAAAAUGUCCUACAUUGCCUCCACAAAGAUCAUCAAGAUCCAAAGUUCUACAGGCCCACGACACCCUGUUGUCAUGUGGAGAAUGAAGGCUCCUGCAAAAAAGCCCCUAAUUAAAAGAGAGAAGCCAGAGGAAGUCUUUGCAGCAGUAAGAAGAGGCUCAACAAAGAAGCAAAUCCACCCUGUACAAGUCAUGAGUGAAUUCAGAGGAAGACAAGUCUACUAA